AUGGUGGUGGUUACGAGGGCCGCCAAGAGGAGGAUGUUGGAGGAAGACGGCGGCCGUACUAGCCAACAAGGCGAAGACCUCAUCAGCCUCCUCCCGGACGCCAUCCUCGGCGCAAUCAUCACGCUGCUCCUCCUCAACCUUAACCUCAACCUCAAGGCCCGCGUCGUCACCGGCAGUGAAGAGGAGCUCGAGCUGUUCUACUACUCCGUUGGAACUGAGGACCCUAGUAGCCCUCCGCUGGCGCCGUCCACAUUCCGCUGCUCGGCGACGCUCCGGGUCCUCACACUCUGCUCUAGCGACGAGGUGCUGCGGUUGCCGCCUGCAGAGAUCGUCAGCACACUCCAUUUCCCUUGCAUCAAGCAGCUCACCCUCAAGAGGGUCCACAUAGCUGAGAACUCCCUUCAUGGAAUUCUGUUCAGAUGCCCUGUCCUGGAGAGCUUGCUCCUCUGCUUGAACACUGGUUGUCGUUGUCUACGUAUUAGCUCCGCUACCCUUCAGAGCUUUGGCGUGUCCAAUGGUUGGUAUGAAGAAGAGGAGAGGCUGGAAGAAGUCAUUGUUGAUAAUGUGCCGCUGCUAGAAAGGCUCAUUCCGCGGAAAGUAUCAGGUGAAAUGGUGAUCCGAGUAAUUCAGGCUCCAAAACUGAAAGUACUGGGCUAUCUACGAGAUUACAUCUCCACUAUUCAGCUCGGCCCCAUAAAAAUGAUGCCCCUUAGCCUGUCCACUGUGGCCCGUACCAUGAAGACUUCGGCUCUGUACAUUAGUCCUGAUGUGGGUGUUGUUAUUGGUUUAUUGAAAUGCUUUCCGUGUGUUGAGACAUUAUACUUCGAGUCACAUAGUCCGCGAAACAUCAAUAACACGCCACGCUCUGAUCAGCUAGAAUGCCUUGAUCACCAUCUCAAGAAGUUGGUGGUUACAUCUUAUGCUGGAACGGAGUCAGAAGUGAACUUCAUAAAGUUCUUUAUCUUGAAUGCCAAAGUGCUAGAAUUUAUGAAGAUUUAUGGUACACAUCAAUCACAUCCAUGA
This is a messenger RNA of Panicum hallii, 1023 nucleotides long. RefSeq lists its product as uncharacterized. NCBI's taxonomy places the organism in Eukaryota, Viridiplantae, Streptophyta, Magnoliopsida, Poales, Poaceae. The record is from RefSeq and is a predicted model, not a curated record. Bases 1 to 1023 code for a protein of 340 amino acids. The transcript is spliced from 5 exons.